Molecule: messenger RNA, 2747 nt
Organism: Actinia tenebrosa (Australian red waratah sea anemone)
Lineage: Eukaryota; Metazoa; Cnidaria; Anthozoa; Actiniaria; Actiniidae
Molecular function (GO): hydrolase activity, acting on carbon-nitrogen (but not peptide) bonds; deacetylase activity
Source: RefSeq, a predicted model, not a curated record
CGAUGUGGGGGUUUGUCAAGCAAAAGCAAACAACGACCGCGGACAAGGUCCGAAGAGGUUCCAAGCAAACUUUCAAGCGUUUAAUCCCUCCCCUAUACCACACAACUUCAAGCCUAAUCACCGUGGCAGGAAUYGUGUGUCACACUUCAGAGUAUAUGUAACAGGACGAACAAGCGAUUGCACAGGAAAUAUUUCAUCUUAGCGAAGGAUAUGGAGCGACAAAUAACUUCACAUUUAGUCAUCCGUAACGGUAGGGUAUUAGACCCUGCUAAUAGCUUCGAUGGAAUCGCUGAUGUAGAAAUCCAAAAUGGCAAGAUUGUCAAGGUUGGAAAAGACCUAAAUAUUCAACUCAAGCCAAACGAAGAGUUUGAUGCYACGGGCUGUCUUGUGACCCCUGGUUUGAUCGACUUCCACGCUCAUGUUUAUCAGUACGCUACUCCUCUAGGAGUGAACCCUGACGAAACUUGUCUUGCUAGAGGCGUUACAACAGUAGUGGAUGCAGGCAGUGCAGGUGCAAGUACCUUGCCAGGKUUGCGGAAGUAUAUCAUGGAAAAGAGCAAGACAAGAGUUCUUUGUUUUGUGCAUGUUGCAUCCCAUGGACUCAGUGCUGCUGGAUGUGCUGGUGUUGUAAAGGGUGGUGAAUGUGAUUCUCUCAACCAAGUUGAUCCAGAGUCGUGCGCAAAAUGCAUCCAAGAAAACAGRGAAGUAGCAGUUGGUGUCAAAGUACGAUUAAGUUGCUCUGUCACUAAUGAUGGUCAAUUUGAAGAGGAAGCUUACAGGAGAGCYCUGAGAGCAUCARCAGCAGCUGGUGUGCCAUUGAUGGUCCACUUUACUCAUUCAUCAAUCUCAGUGAAUGAAAGCCCAGAUGCUGGCCAGUUGACUUGUCCAGGAAACCUAAAGAAAGGAGAUAUUCUCACUCAUGUCUUUCAUGCCCAUCCGAGUAGCAUCAUCAAUCCUUCAACAAAGAAGAUCCACCCAUCUAUUCACCAAGCUAGAAGGCGAGGUGUAUUGUUUGACAUUGGACAUGGAUUUGGGUCCUUUUCAUGGACAGUUGCAGAGAUAUGUGCAAAGGAACAGUUUUGGCCUGAUAUGAUUAGUACUGACUUACACACCAAGUCUCUUGAUGGACCUACCUAUGAUCUUCCAAUGGUAAUGUCAAAAAUGUUGACUGUUGGGAUGCCUUUGGUGGACAUCAUCAGGGCAGUCACCAUAACACCAGCAUCAGCUAUUGGGUGGCAAAGUAAGAUAGGUUCUUUGAGUCCAGGACUAGUAGCUGAUGUUACAGUGCUGAGGGUAGAAGAUGUUGAUAUGGAAAUAGAGGACAGUCAAGGCCAAGUUAGACAAGCUGAGAAACUCUUGAUACCUGUUGCUGUAUGGAGGGAUGGAAAACGUUUCAUAGUAAGAAAACCAGACCCACUACCAGGCAAAAACACAACAAGACUGAUCGAGAACUGGGAUGGCCUUAUUGUAAAGGAUAACAAAAAGCCUACACCAUUGGAAUGACAUUGCCAUUAACUUGAAUAUGAACAAUAAUUCUAUUGUAUUUUAAAAUAAAAGCUAGCAAUAAUAAAUUCCAACAUUUUGCUUUUYCCCACAUCAUUAUCAAGAGUGACAAGCUAAGUUUCAGUGGACGGUGUUUACUAAUAUUAUUAAGUAAAUAGUCUUUAAUUAUAUAGUAAAUGUUUAAAAUGUAUUACUUAUUGAAGCCAUUGAAUUUGCACUGAGAUAUAAUAUUCCAUUGGUUAAUAAUAAUGAUAAUAAUAUAAAUUAGACUCUUAUUGCACAUGUAAUUAAUGUGGGUAUUAACACGUUUUAGGGGACAUAUUUCCAAUAUGGCAGCUAUUCGAUAAAACAGCCCCAAAAUUCACUGUAAUGACAACCCAACCGAGAUUUUUCUCAAUCUUGGUAUGGCUAAUAACCCUGUCUUAAAUAAUAAGAUCCACUGUCAGACUGUUCCAUACACUCAUGUUGCUCUUUAUAUAUACUAAUGCUAUCUUUUCCCUUCCUAACGAAUCUAAAUAAUAUCUUAAUAUCAUAUAAAUUAAUAAGGUUUAGGUUAUUUUAAAGAACAGAAACCGUAUACCUAAAAUGGUACCUUUAUACUUUUCUUUUUAUAUUCUUUUUAAUUCUGGACUACUAGCUUAAACUUUUAAAAAUUUCUGAUUUUUAAAAGAUAAUUUAUUUUAAUGCUUUGUUGGUAACAUCGUGGUGUACGGGUUAACCAAGUGUGUCAUAGGUUUUCAAGCACACGAGUGGGACUUAGAGGAUUUUGGUUCUCCUCACUUGGAAAUAAAAAUUUAAUGGCAGGCAAGAUUCGAACCUGGCACCCUUGGCACCAAAUGACAUUACAUUGCCUAUCCCAACCCUAAACCUAACCGUUCAACCAUGAAGUGAAUUGGCUUGAAUGCUUUCCAAUUUUUGUCAUUUAAAAUGAUGCUUCAUUAUUGAAUGCACAAAUUUAUUUAUUAUAGUAUAAUAUAUGCUAUCGUAGGACACAACUACUAGCCAAAUUAAUUUGCAUAUCGCAAUUUGAAUUUCRAAUAGAAUCCCCCUGACAAUUCCCGUACAUCACAAUACUACCCCUUUUUUAAUGAACAAUAUAUGCAAAUCUUAAAUUUUUAUAAGGCAAAGCAAUGCAAAAAUGGGAAACUACUAUUAUCCAAAACUAUCACAUAUCAAUAUAUUGCCCUAUCUUUAAUUUCCCUUGUCAUAAAUUUAUCUUCCUUCUAUAAUAGGAAUAUAAUGAU